Cucurbitaria berberidis CBS 394.84 is the source of this 873-nucleotide messenger RNA. RefSeq lists its product as uncharacterized. NCBI's taxonomy places the organism in Eukaryota, Fungi, Ascomycota, Dothideomycetes, Pleosporales, Cucurbitariaceae. The record is from RefSeq and is a predicted model, not a curated record. Bases 1 to 873 code for a protein of 290 amino acids. The transcript is spliced from 2 exons.
AUGGCACACGAAGGAAUAAACCCACAAGUCAAUAGUGAUAAUUCGAAAGACUCCAUCCUUCUGCCACAGUGCCGGUGUGGCCCAGCUCCAGGAGACGAUUUCGGCCCCCAAUACUGGAAUGACCUUGUCGACUACGCACAGCUUGCACCUGACGAGCCACCACUCGGAGAUUUUCGAAAAUUACAAAUCAUAAACAUAACACAUCUCGUGAACCAACUCUCGCGCAUCAAAGCAUCCAUUGAAAACGAUGAAACGGUAACCGCGGAACGGAUGCGUUUGCUGCAGCAGACAUUGCACCAAUAUGCUGACGCAAUAAGAGACUACCAAGCAAUGAACUCCCUUCGCGAACUUCCAGAUUACGCAAAAGAUACACGAAUGGAUCUUGAAGGCCAAUUCCCUUACCUCGCAACUCCAUACCAAGGAAAAGCAAAUCGACCUUACGAUACGCGCUAUCGUACCACCAAACCUAAAAAGUCACAGCCUCAAGAUCCUAUUCGCGAAGUACUCCGGAAAAUCCUGCCGAAUCGCCUGACCUGGCCGGAGGAAGAGCGCAAAGCGAAGAGGUCCAAAUACGGUGCCGGAAAACCGCCGGAGAUGUAUUCGCGAUUCGUUGAUUCCGUUGCAAGAUUCAUUAUCGGCACGCUUGGUGGUUGUGCACUGAUCGUGCCUAUGGUCAUUAUGUCGUUAGAUUCGUCUCUGACAAAAUCUUUGAUUGUCACGUCCGUGUCCCUUGUGGUCUUUGCGCUGGUCGUGGGACUGGUGUUCGAGACGGAUAACAAGGAUACAAUUAUGGCUACAGCGACGUAUGCGGCGGUUUUAGUGGUAUUUGUAGGUAAUAGUGGUGGUGCAGGUGGUGUGGCGAGCCAAUCAUGA